AUGAAUGAAAAUCCCAAAAAUGUCAAUAACUUUAUGCUUGGAAAUGAAUGGAAUGGAUUUAGCUUUAAAGAUAAAGAAAAAAAAUGCUUAAAUGAAAAUCAUGUUAAUCCCAGCCAAAUAAAUGAAAUGGAUUUUUUCUUUGAAAAUUACAAUAAUAAAAAUAAUGCUAAUAUUUUGCAAUUUUCGAAUAAAUGCACUUCAAAUAGUAUAAAUGGGGAAAAUGAAAUACACAAAAAACAUAAUAUAAAUAGAAAUAAUGACACAAAUUUUAAUAAAUAUUUGACAAAUAAUGUUAACAAUUCUCUAUGGGGCGAAUUUAACGAAAGUUAUAAUGUCAUUAAAAAUAAAAAGGAAAGAAAUAAAACACCAAUAAAAAAAGAAGUUCAAAACACAGGCAAACUAAUUUCAAGUAUGAAUGAAAUUAGUAAUACUUUUGAUGUACAACCAAAUGAAGAAAAAUUAAAUCAUGAUUCUACCUUUGAUUUAUGGGAAAAGUUUACAGAAUAUGAACUUACGGGAAAUGAUUCAUCUUAUGACAAAAAAAAAAAAAAAAAAAAUGAUGAUUAUAUAAUUCACACUGGAAAAGGAUCUCUAAGUAAUUCUAAUAUAUAUAAGAAAGGUGGUAAUGAUAAUGAAAAUGAUAAUAAAAAUAAAAAUGAAAAUAAAAAUGAAAAUAAAAAUGAAAAUAAAAAUGAAAAUAAAAAUGAUAAUGGAAAUGAAAGUGAUAAUGGAAAUGAAAGUGAUAAUGGAAUUUGUGUGGCAUCAAAGCAUAAUCGAAAUGUAGUUAAGGGGGAUGGACAAAUAAAAAAUUUAAUUGAGUAUCAUAAAAAAUGUGAAAAACCCAGUACAUCAACAAAGAUUGAUUCAUUUUAUGAAGGAGAAUUUACAACAAGUUUAAAAAAUGGAAAUAAAUUAUAUGAUGAUAUCAAUUUAACUUCUGAACAUGACAUACAAAUUGAUUAUUAUUCCGAUAAAAGUAUUUCACAAUGUAAAGUAGUAAAUAAUAAAAUAAACAUAAAAAAAAAAAAUGACAUAUUAUUGGAAAAAGACUAUGAAAAAAAUAUUUAUAAAAAAAAUAAAGACUUAUUUAUCAAUAGUAAUGAUAGUAACCAUAAUAACAGUUUAUCGGAUUCGAAACAUUCUAUUAGCAGUUUUCAAAUUAAUAAUAAUGCGAUAAAAAAAAAAUCCGAAUUCGAAAAUAACAGUUAUACUAGCAGAUAUCGUUAUAUUGACAACGAUAAUAAUAAUAAUGUAGAUGAUAUUAAAAAAAAAACAAAAGAAAAGAUUUCGAAAAAAAUGAUUUCAACUCAAGAAUUAAUAAAUAGUUGUAAAGAUUGUACUAAUAGUGUGGAUAAUUUCGUAGAUGAACAAAGUAAAGACGAAAUACAAUUAAAAACAGAGAUAAAAAAAAAGAAAAUAAUAAAACCUAUAAAUAACCAAAAUAUAUCACAAUCAUUUACUAGUGUAAUAGAUGAUUCUGAAAACACAUAUUAUGAUAAUACAAAAUUUUCUGAACAAAGUAGUAGUAAUUUGUUAAAGCUAGAUGAAAGUUCAGAAUUUUUUUGUAAUUCUAAUAUGAUGGAUGAUGAAAAAAAAAAAAAGAUAAAAACUAAUAAAAGAAGCAAAGAUGAAAAAAAUUUAAAAAAAAAAAAAAUAGAAGAUAUGGAUAAUAAUAGUAAAAAAGAAAUAGAAAUAGAUAAAUCAGAGAUAUCAAAACAAGCAGAACAAAAUUAUACAUUUGAAUCUAUAAAAACGAACAAUAGUAGUAAAUUCUUUGAUGAAAUUAAAGAAUAUUUAAAUAAUAAAAACACAAAAGAAACAAUAAAUGUAGAAAAAAAAACGAACUAUAAUUUUAAUGCAUUUGGUGAUCUAAAUGAAAAUUUUAAAUUAAAAAAUAAAACAUCAGAAAUAAAAAAAAAACAAACUAUUCGAACUAAUAGUAAUAAUACAAUAUUUAGUGACAAAGAAAAGGUUCGAAAUAAUUCAGAUUCAAUAAAGAAAUUAUCAAAAGUUGCAGAUGUAAUGGAAAAAUCAGAAUUAAAAAUAAAAUUAAACAAAACAAAAAUGAAGGGAGAAAACAUGUGUGAAAAAAAACGAACCAUAAAACAAAAGGGAAAUGAAAGUAUUAGAAUGGAUAAAGAUAAAAAAAAAAUAACUGAAAAUGUAAAAAAAGUUAGUGAAUCAAAAUUUUGCAAUAGCAAUAGUAUAAUGAAUAGCAACUUUAGUAAUUAUUCGAAUCUAAAAAAAAAAAAAGAAAUUUCUGAUAAAACAAAUGUUUUACAUUUAACUCAAAAUUUGUCUAGAAUAAAUACAAAAUUAAUAGAAGAAAAUAACAAUAAAUCUUAUGACGAAAAAGAAAUAUAUACUGAUAGGAUAGUAUAUGAUAAAGGUAAUAAAAUAAUCCAAAAAGAAAAUAUAAAAAAAAAUGAUGAUAUUAAAAAUGUUAUACAGAAAGAUAUACCAGCAGAUGAAGAUGAAACUACAAUUAAUUACAAUGAUGAUGAAAAUGAAACUGUAAAUUCGAAUAAAAUUAUUGCAAAAAAAAAAGCAAAUUUUUCUAUAGAUGCAAAUGAAACAUAUGGUCAAGAUAUUGAAUUUGAGGAGAAUGAAGUAGAAAUGAAAAAAGAAACUCGGGAAAAUGCAAAUGUUCAAAAUGGAUAUCAAAACGAAGCUCGAAAUGAAUCAUUUGUUAUCCAAAAAGGGAGAAAAUUUAAAAAUAUGUUUAUUUCAUUUAUUAAAAGAGAAGGUUAUAAAAAAGAUGAAGAAAAUGAACAAGUUGAUGAAAAUAAAAUUAUAACAAAAAAGGAAUUUAUAAAAUGGAAUGAAAUGAAUUUAAGCAUAUAUAACGAAAAUGCGAACAAUGAAAAUACGGUGCCAAGUUUGAAUGAAUUUGAAAUAAAAAGCAAAUCAACCAAUAACGAAUUGAAUGAUACAAAUUCAAAGAAAACUAUUGAAGAAUAUAAAAAUGAUUUAAAUAAUGACAAAGGUAAAGAAAGUGUUUCAAAUAAGUUAGAGCAAAAUAAAAAGAGUAUAAACAAUGUAUUAGAAGAAAAGAAAAACAAUGAAAAUAACAAAGUAUUUAAUAACGAUACAAUAUCUGAAAAUAAUUCAAAUUCCAAAAAAAAAGCAAAUACUAUUUAUAACAAUUUUUUAGAAAGUUUAAAGCAUCCAUCCUGUAAAACAGUGGUAGACAAAGUCAAAAAUUUUAUUAUGAAUUUUCCACAAAAUUCAAAUAGAGGAGAAUCAGCAAAUAAAAUUCAUACAUUCAUAAAUGAAACUCAACCUAUUUUAUUAAAAUCUAGUAUAUAUAAAAAUUUAAACUCUGAUCAAAUAAAUAUUAUUAUUCAGGGAUUUGAAAAAUUUAUAAUACAAAAAUUAUAUUUUUAUUUAUAUCGUAUGGAUCCAGAUGAUAAAGAUCAUGAUGAACAAGUUUAUACAAAAAUAAAUUGCCUUCAAUGGAUUGAGUUAAAACAUUUGGAAAUUUCAGAAAAUAUAGAUUUGAAUCGUUUGAAAUUAGCACAAAGUGAACUUUUAAAAAUACAAAAAAUGAAAGCACCCUAUGAUAAAAUAAUUAUGAUACUAAAUUGUUGUCGUAUUGUUACAUCUAUUUUAUAUGAAGCAAAAAAAAAUCUUAGAAAAAAAAAAAAAAAAAAUGAUAAAAAAUCGAAGAUUAUAAAAGAAGAUAAUAAACUUAUAGCAAAUGGGUCUACUUUUUUUGAAGGUAGUUUUUCAUUAAAUGAUGAUAUUAAACAAGUUAGAGGAAAUAGUCAAGUUAUACAUUCAAUGAGUUUAAAUAAUAUCAAAGAUAAAUUUUCGACAAGUUUGUUUGGGUUCAAUGAAAAAAAAAAUGGCAGUAGUUUUGAAAGCGAAAGUUGGAAUGUUGGUAAAAAAGAUGAAGAUGACGAUGAAAAUGAAGAUGAAGAUGAAGAUGAAAAUGAAGAUGAAGAAGAUGAUGAGCUGUUGCCAUGUGCAGAUGAAGUUCUUCCUUUACUUAUAUACGUGAUAAUUAAAACAAACCCACCCGAAUUAAUUUCUAAUAUUGCAUUUAUUCAAAAUUUUCGACAUCCAAAUCAUUUUGUUUCAGAAGAAGCUUAUUCUUUUACACAGUUUUGUAGUGGUGUUGAAUUUAUUAAAGAACUUGGUAAAACUACAUUUUUAAAUAUUUCUGAAAAAGAAUAUAAAGAAAAAGUUAAUAAAGCAGAAAAAUUUUAUUUAAAUGAAGUCAAAGAAAGUAAUAAGAAGUUACAAGAAACGGCUGGUAAAUUAAAUGACUUUAUAAAAUUGUCAAACGAAAAAAAAAUAAAUAAUAAUAUUAUUAGUAAAAUAGAAUCGAUUAAAUUAAAGUUUGAAAAUGUAGAAAAUUUAAACUUACUUACUAUUUCAGAUUUAUCAUCACUUUUUGAUGAAUAUAAAAUUCUUGUGGAAUUAAAAAACACUAUUUUAAAAGAUCUACAAAAUCAUGCUUAG
Plasmodium berghei ANKA is the source of this 4467-nucleotide messenger RNA. RefSeq names its product vacuolar protein sorting-associated protein 9, putative. The transcript has a single exon. Lineage: Eukaryota; Apicomplexa; Aconoidasida; Haemosporida; Plasmodiidae. Gene Ontology annotation, molecular function: guanyl-nucleotide exchange factor activity; small GTPase binding. The record is from RefSeq and is a predicted model, not a curated record. Gene Ontology annotation, cellular component: endocytic vesicle; cytosol. Gene Ontology annotation, biological process: vesicle-mediated transport. Bases 1 to 4467 code for a protein of 1488 amino acids.